Carassius gibelio (silver crucian carp) is the source of this 3963-nucleotide messenger RNA. RefSeq names its product cytospin-B. The record is from RefSeq and is a predicted model, not a curated record. Gene Ontology annotation, biological process: actin cytoskeleton organization. The transcript is spliced from 13 exons. Gene Ontology annotation, cellular component: filamentous actin; microtubule organizing center. The coding region runs from base 525 to 3350 and encodes 941 amino acids. Lineage: Eukaryota; Metazoa; Chordata; Actinopteri; Cypriniformes; Cyprinidae. Gene Ontology annotation, molecular function: protein binding.
GAUUGAGGUCAGACAAAAUGCACAUGUGGAAGGAAACGAAUAGAGCCUCCUCCACCAUUUCUUUCAGUGUGUUCCUCUCAUCAAGUCUUAUUUACUCUUCAUUUCUGAAGAUAGAGAUAAAGCAAAGGAGAGACAGUGCAAGAUAGAAGAGGGAGUUGCUUGCUCUAAAUUUCAUGCUACUGCUGGAGGAGGAGCAGAUAUGUGAUAGAAGGAAGCCACACCCCCAAAACAGAGACACGACUAAUAACACACUGAAUACACUCCUGCUGCAGCUGAGAGAGAGAGAGACAGACAGAACAAGUGAAUGAGUAGACGACUGAGAGAGUUGCACUUGGACAGACUGAUAGUCAGCAGGAAGGUUGUCUGGCUGCUGAUUCACAGUCGACAGGACGAGGGGAGAGGACAAACAACUCUGUCUCAUUGUCUUCAGUACGCACAGGCAGCAAAGCAAGCGUGCUCUGUCAGGUGUCUCAAAGCUCUGCUCUGAUGGAUUAGUGUCUUCUGUGGAGCAGUGAGUAGCAGGCAUGGGGAACCAGGAAACCCGAGUGGAAGAUCCGGACACAGGUGUCCAAUCAACCAAAAAGUCAGGUAUACCAGCUCCUCGUGAGAUCCCACAAAGCAUCUCCAGAGAACGUGUCUCAUUGCGUGACCAACAGAAAAGCUCUAUAGCCAAAAAGAUGGUCACCAGUUCCAGCACCUCUAGUCUGUCCACACUAUCCAAGCAUUCACGUGGCUCUGUCAAGACCAAAGCAGAGUCUGUUGUUUUCGACAAGAACCUGCUGGAGAGUCAGGUGAGGGAGCUUCUGGCUGAGGCCAAAACCAAAGAGUUUGAGAUCAGUAAGUUACGGAUGGAGCUCCAACGGCACAAAGGGAAGGAUUCAUCAUCAGAGGCUGGGACACCAGAGGGGAAUUCAGAGAUAGAAGGGACUUCAGCACAGUCUGGAGACAUUCAGGUGCUUGUAGGGGAACUGAAGGAGAAGAAUGGACGUUUCCAGCGUGAGUUGGCAACCUUGCGGGAAGAGAAUCAAGCUUUGAAGCAGAAGCUUAUUACAUUGGAGAGCACCACAACACUGCUAACCAGCUCUAGUAAUCAUUCAGUUAAUGGAGUUUUUUCAGAAAACACCACUUCAGAUGCUGUCAGUGCAGUCAGUGGAAGACACCUUAAAACUUCUGCGUCGUCUGGUAGUGAAAUCAAAGGCUCUCCAUUACCUUCCUCAGAAUCUUCAGAGUUUGAAAAGAUUCCCUCACACUCUGACUCAGUCAGUAGCAGCAUUAAUAGUGUUGUGCCCAGUGGUGUGGUGAAAGAGCUCUCAGUGGAGUCCCUGACAGACCGCAUCCAGAAGAUGGAAGAGAGUCACCACAGUACAGCCGAAGAACUUCAGGCCACUCUACAGGAGCUGGCUGACCAGCAACAGGUUGUCCAGGAGCUAACAGCUGAGAAUGAGCGUCUGGCAGAGGAGAAGGGCCUACUACAAACGUCCCUACAGCAGCAAAGGGAGCGUGUAGAACUUUUGGCACAACAGAAUGAGUCGCUUCUCCAGAGGCUCAGAGAACAGGCUCAGUGUAAUGAAGCUGAGGCUUCACGUGCCUCUCGGGUUGCAGAGCUCGAACAGCGUUUGGCUGAGCAAGUAGAGAGCUCCCGCUUUGAAAGAGAGAAGCUGGUAGACAUCCAACAGCAGCUGACAGGGAGUCUUAGAGCUUUGGAAAUGGAGAAUCAGGAGGAACAAAUCGCUGUGAAGAGCUUAAAAGAAGAGGUAGAGCUUCUUCGAGGGCAUCUGGAGAGUGAGAAGUUUGCUAAAGAUGAGGCGAUGAGGAAAACUGAGGAACAGCGGCUAGCCACGGAGGCUCUGAGAGUGGAGAGUGCUAGUCUUAAAGGGCAAGUGGAGGUGGAGCGGCAGAAGAUAGCUGAGCUGAAGGCAGUGCAGAGCGCCAGUGACAACACAGAGUUGCAAAGUCUGCUUAAAGCAGCACAUGAAGAUAGAGACAAGCUGGAACUGAGUUGCACGGAGCUACGACAAGAGUUACAGCAGGUGGAGGCAGACAGGCUGCAGCUGCUGGAGAGGGCGGAGAAACAGGAACAAGAUCAUAAAGCCAACAUGAUCGCUUUAGAUGAGAAGAACAGAGAUGCUGAGAACCAGAUCAAGGACCUAAAAGAGACCAUCUUUGAGUUGGAGGACCAGGUGGAGCAGCAACGGGCAGUUAGACUGCACACCAACCAGACCAUUCUGGACCUGGAGAAUCAAAUCAAGAGGCUGGAAGAAAACAAAGCUGAGCUGGAGAAGCAGAUUAAGGCCAUGAAUAAACAGAUGAAGGAUGAGACAGAAGAGUGGCGCCAUUUCCAGGCUGACCUCCAGACAGCAGUAGUGGUCGCCAAUGACAUAAAGGUGGAAGCUCAGCAGGAGCUGCGCACACUGCGCAGACGUCUGCAGGAGGAGCAGGAGCACAGCACAAGGCUGGCUUCAGAGUUGGAGCAGAUCCAGGGCACCAGGUCAUGGAGUGAAGAUGUUAGUCUCUCUGACUCAGAUGGCAGUCCUCACUGGUGCCGAAUGACCAUGUCCCAGAAUGCACCUGGUGGCUUCCUAACCAAUGGCAAUGAGAGUGGAAGCAGCAUGCCCUCAGAACCAGGAGCCACGGUCAAAUCUCUCAUCAAGUCUUUUGACAAAGCUGUGCCGAAUGGACCCAGCAGCUCAGUACAGAUGCAUACAUCUCCCAGAAGCCCCCUGAGUGGCAUACCAGUCCGGACAGCUCCUGCUGCUGCUGUCUCACCCAUUCAGAGGCACUCUGGAAUUAAGCCGCUGUCAAAGACCCUUGAGAGAAAAAUCACCUUUGGAGAUUUCCCCCACAAUGGGUCGUGUGAUGAACUGAAGGCCUCGUCUCUUAUGAGGAAGAGUCCGUCCCUCGAGUCUGUGAUUAAAACUCCAUCUCACUUCAAUGGCCGCACAUCCUCUUUUACUUACAACAGAGCCAACAGCAAACUCAAUGUGGAAAGAACAGACCCUCUGUCUGCUCUGGCGCGGGAGUAUGGUGGAUCUAAGAGGAACGCUCUACUGAAGUGGUGCCAGAAGAAAACAGAAGGCUAUCCGAAUAUAGAUGUGACAAACUUCAGCAGCAGCUGGAGUGAUGGCAUGGCGUUCUGUGCUCUGUUACACACCUAUCUGCCUGCACACAUCCCUUACCAAGAGCUCAUCAGCCAUGACAAGGGGCGAAAUCUCACCCUGGCUUUCCAGGCAGCUGAAAGCAUUGGUAUUAAGCCCUCUCUGGACAUUGAUGAGUUGAUGCACACAGACCGACCGGACUGGCAAAGUGUCAUGCUAUAUGUAUCUCAGAUCUAUAAGUACUUUGAGACUUAGUUUUCGAAUAGAAGAAAGGAAGAGGAAGAUGAAGACCAAGAUGAGGGAACAGAAGCACUUUUAUCUGCCUGGUCCAGUUCUCCCUUCACAGUGUUUCUAAAUACACAAACACACACAGUUCUGUAGUAUUCACACCAGUCAGGUUCUCUCUCUGAAUACAACCAGCUUAACAUAUUCAGUACAAUAGUCAUAAACAUAUGCAAACACACAAUCCUUUUUGCCUCAAACAACUUCUCUUUUCCUUACAAUUUGUGUCAUAUAUAGACCUACUUCAGUUUUUGAAGUUGGAAGUCGCUUGCAGAGUGUAGCUUUGAAAUCUUGCACUGAAACUGAUAUAGUUUUUUAGUAUGCUUAAUUUUUACUAAGAGUUGAAGUGCAGCUGCUAAUCUUUAUAAGAGAGUGCUAUCACCCAAAUCUAUAUAUUGGCAUACUUAUAUAUUGAUAUACUAAUAAAGUACUUUUAAAAUGUUAGUUUUACCACAAAUAAUUUCAACUUGUAAUAUGUCUUGGUAAGACAUCAAACUUUAGUGAACUAUGAAAAUAAGUUUCAAAUGUUUUGUUGAAAAGUUGCAGGUUGUCAGAGAGACAAUAACCAUUAAAAACUUACAAUGUC